GCUAGGUGGGUGGGGAUGGGGACUCUUCCAGCAUUGAAGUGUGUGAGAAAACCUGAGUGAUGAUGAAAGUUGAGAGACCUACUAAGCCCUUCAAGACCAAUUAUGAAUAAAAGAGGGGAAAGGGGGUCCCCUUGUUUUACCCCUCCAGUCAUCUUAAAGAACCCUGAUGGACAUCCAUUGACUAGGACAAAAAAUUUUGAGGCUUUCAGGAUUUCAUCUAUGUUUUGAAUGGGAGAGGUAGUGAAGACCUUUGAGAAAUGAUUCACAGCUUCUCUCUUGAUUCCCUCAAGGUCCUCUAUAUUUCUUCCAUUUUCCCCUUUGAUUUUUCUAAUUUUGAGCAUUUGUCUUCUGCCCUUGACAUAGGAUUGGAAGAACUUCGAGUUUCUGUCACCAAGGUCCAUCUAGUUAAUGUUACUGCUUGGUCAUCCAUUUUGGUGUCAGUGAGCAGAAGGUGGCACGGCUUGAGUCCCCCUUUUUUGAGUGUCAUCAAGACUUCUGUGAGUGAGAGGACCAUGUUCUUCACAAAGGUGACUAAGAGCCAUGGGAGAAGAGGUGCUCUCUAUGCCUUGCACAAUUGGCAUUGGAUUGGCUCCAUUGUGAAGGAGGGGGCAGCUUUUGGGGUGCCCCCAUGGACACCUGGCCCUUCCCGGCGGAACACCAUCAAAAAACCAGAGUCUCUUAAGGAAAAAUCUUUGGAAGUCCCAUUCUUCUUUGAAGUUAAAAAGGAUGUCAUUACCAUCAAGAUGUUGAAGUUGGAGGGAGUCUUCAAAACCAAUUCUAUUCAUAGCCUUUCUUAUGAGCUUCAGGUCCAGUCUCCUGUUGCACCUACCCACCAGAGCAAAUCUGAGCUUCAAGGCUAGAUGGUUGGUUUCUUCAGCAUUGAAAGAGAUGGAUGGAUUGCCUCUAACCUUGCCAUGAACCUGUCCCAAACUCCUGUAUGAUGAAGACACCAAUUUGGAGAACUGUUUCCUUUUUUCUUGUGCGUAUGACUUUCUAUAAUAUGGUGAUUGAUCAUACUUGUUUGGCUUUGAAACGUGAAUUGUUUUAAUCGCCGGAGUUCUGGUCGGAAAACCAGAGGAUUCCGGUGACUUUCUCACACUAAAAUCCAUCAUCCAUAUAUAUAUAUUAAAAAGAAGAAAAGUACAGGAGGUGG
This is a messenger RNA of Cuscuta campestris, 1153 nucleotides long. NCBI's taxonomy places the organism in Eukaryota, Viridiplantae, Streptophyta, Magnoliopsida, Solanales, Convolvulaceae. The record is from the annotation of a GenBank genome assembly.